Molecule: messenger RNA, 447 nt
Organism: Zingiber officinale
Lineage: Eukaryota; Viridiplantae; Streptophyta; Magnoliopsida; Zingiberales; Zingiberaceae
Product: E3 ubiquitin-protein ligase RNF144B-like
Exons: 1
Coding region: 1-447 (148 amino acids)
Biological process (GO): ubiquitin-dependent protein catabolic process; positive regulation of proteasomal ubiquitin-dependent protein catabolic process; protein polyubiquitination
Cellular component (GO): cytoplasm; ubiquitin ligase complex
Molecular function (GO): ubiquitin protein ligase activity; ubiquitin conjugating enzyme binding; zinc ion binding
Source: RefSeq, a predicted model, not a curated record
AUGCCCGGAAGUCAACUGCAGGAGCAUCCUCGAGCCGCGCAGAGUUUCCGCGGCAUGAUACCCUGCGAGGUGUUUGACUGGUGGGAGGCGGCGGCAUGCGAGGCCGCCAUCCUCGGAAUGAACCGGAUUUACUGCCCGUUCAAGGGCUGCUCAGCGGCGCUGUUGGUGGACGAUGAGGACGGCGGAGUGGCGACUUUAAAGGAGGCCGAGUGCCCGCACUGCCGGCGACUGUUCUGCACGUUGUGCAAGGCGGGAUGGCACGGCGAGUUGAGCUGCUCGGAGUUCCAGAGGCUGAGGACGAAGGAGAGGAGGAGGGAAGACUUGCUGCUGAUGGAGGUGGCGAAGGAGAAGGGGUUGAAGCGGUGCCCCAAGUGCAAGUUCUUCGUGGAGAAGACCGCCGGCUGCCUGCACAUCACUUGCAGAUGUGGGCACGAGUUCUGCUACUGA